Molecule: messenger RNA, 1428 nt
Organism: Hevea brasiliensis (rubber tree)
Lineage: Eukaryota; Viridiplantae; Streptophyta; Magnoliopsida; Malpighiales; Euphorbiaceae
Exons: 1
Coding region: 1-1428 (475 amino acids)
Molecular function (GO): nucleic acid binding; zinc ion binding
Source: RefSeq, a predicted model, not a curated record
AUGAUAGAAGAAUUGACUAAAAGGUUAAUUGAACUAGAAUUAGAUUCUAAAAAGAAAUCUGUAGCUCCUUUAACUAAGGAACUUGAUAUGAUUGAAGAAUUAACUAAAAGAUUAAAUGAUCUUAAUCUAGCUCCUUUAAUUAGCAAGGAAGAGUCAGAAACUUCUGAAUCUGAGUCAUCUAAUGAAGAUGAUAACACAGAAAUUAAUAAGAUUGAAUCAAUUCUAAAAGAAUCAGAACACCCAGUGGAAAUAAACAGGAUUGUUUACCCUAAACCUAGGGCCAUGGUAGAAAUGAAGCCUUACUAUCCUAGGCCAUCUCCAAUUAAUUUACAAUUUGAAGAUACAAGUUAUAAUUACGUACAAUAUGAUGGAACUUCAAUUGUAGAAUGGAACAUAGAUGGACUUUCUGAUUAUCAAAUAAAAAAUAUUAUCCAGUUUAUGACCAUGUACGCCAUGGCUACAAGAACCAAAGGAAAUACUGAUCAGGCAAUAGCGAAAGCCAUUAUAGCUGGCUUUACCAGCCAACUAAGAGGUUGGUGGGACUUUUCCUUAUCUGAAGAAGGAAAAGCGCAAGUUCUUAACGCUGUCAAAACAGAAUUACGAACAGAAGGUGCCACUAUGGUCUCGGAUUGUGUCAAUACCUUGUUAUACACCAUAGGUAUGCACUUCAUAGGAUCGGCUAGCUUAUACAUGGAUAGGUCCCAGGAAGAGUUAAUGAACUUAAGAUGUCCUGAUCUGUCUCAUUUUAAAUGGUAUAAAGAUGCCUUUUUUGCCCUUAUCUUUACUAGGGAAGAUAAUCAAUUUGACUUUUGGAAAGAAAAAUUUCUUUCUAGGUUACCCUCGUUAUUUGCUGAACGAGUUAAGAAACAAAUUAGAGACAAAAAUAGUGGAGCCCUUCCAUAUAACCAUUAUACUUAUGGAGAACUAGCCUCAGAAGUAGUUUCUACAGGAGUAGCAUUAUGCAAUGAAUUAAAAAUUCAUAGACAAAUGAAAAAGAAAAAACUCACUGGUAAAAGAAUACUCGGUGAUUUCUGCGAACAAAUAGGACUUCCACCCAUAACUUUUCCUUAUAAAGGAAAAGUUAAAGGGGGCAGGAGAAUAAGAAAAUGUAAAAAGAAAACCUAUAGUACUAAAAGUUAUUAUAAGAAAGAAAAAGGUGAAUCAUCUAAUAGAAAAACUCCAAAAAAGAAAACAAAAUCUUCUAAAAAGAAGAAAAAAGAGUCUGAAGUAGUCUGUUAUAAAUGCGGAAAAACAGGACACUACGCUAAUAGGUGUAGAGUAAAACAGCAAAUACAAGCUCUGUCAAUCAGUGAAAAUCUUAAAGAAUCAUUGACAAAAAUAUUCUUAAAUGAUAGUGAACCUGAAGACUUAGAAGUUAAUGCGAUAGACUAUACUUCUGAAGAAUCUUCUAGUGAAUCUGAUAAAUAA